GUGAGUGCAGCGGCGCGUGGGGAGGCGCGUGGGAGCCGCAACCGAAGGGAGCAGGGACCGGGAGCGCGCGGCGCCGCCGCCCGGGCCCGACCGGCCCCGCGACCCGACCGCAGCGCCUGCCCUCGUCGCCCGCCCGCCGGGCGCAGCUGGAUGUGGCGGGGGUCCCGCCGCGGCGGCCCCCGGCCCCCAGCGCCUGGAGCGCCCAGGGGCGGCGUGCGGGGCCCGGGGGCGCCGCACCCUCCAUGCGCCGAGGCGCUCCCCGAGACAGCCGGGGGCCCACGCCGCAGCUGCAGCCGCCGUCCACACUGAGCCCCGGCCCGGCCCGCGGCCCGCGCCCGGAGGCAGCAUGAGCCAGGCCGAACUGUCCACCUGCUCGGCGCCGCAGACGCAGCGUAUCUUCCAGGAGGCCGUGCGCAAGGGCAACACGCAGGAGCUGCAGUCGCUGCUGCAGAACAUGACCAACUGCGAGUUCAACGUGAACUCGUUCGGUCCCGAGGGCCAGACGGCGCUGCACCAGUCGGUCAUCGACGGCAACCUGGAGCUGGUGAAGCUGCUGGUCAAGUUCGGCGCCGACAUCCGCCUGGCCAACCGCGACGGCUGGAGCGCGCUGCACAUCGCCGCGUUCGGCGGCCACCAGGACAUCGUGCUCUAUCUCAUCACCAAGGCCAAGUACUCGGGCAGCGGCCGGUGAUGCCGGCCUGGACCCCCGACCCGCACUCAGGCCCCGCGCAUAUGUCCUCCCUGCUGUACCUUCCCUCCAACUACCUCGGUGUGCGCCCUGCCCUCGGCGCCCGCGGCCACCACGAGUCCGGCGCGCACCUCGGUGCCCACGGGGCGCCGCAAAGCACCCGCCCGCGGCUUCGGUGCCGGCGCCCCCCGCAGCCGCCCGGGACCGGUCGGAGCGCUUCCCACGGCCCCGCCCGCCGCCGUGCGGGUGGGGGCGGGGCGCGGGCUUCAGCCCCUUUGAAAUUUGAGUCUCGCGACCAGCAAGUUCGGAAUCCCGAGACACCGGAUCCUCCGCUCGCAGCGUUUUCUCCUGAAGGUGGAAGGACCCGUGGCCGACGCGCGACGGAGGAGGCGCUCUGCUGUUCCCGGGGUUCCAAACUAUUUAUCACGUGUGUGCGUAUUUGUGGGUGAAGUUUGUGCGCCUGGUUUUUUUCGUUUGUUUGUUUGUUUGGAAGAUACUGUGCGUGGUCAAUGUGGUUAUGGGGGGAGAUGCAUUUUUUUUUUUUUCCUAGUCUUAAAGCUAAAAACUUGAGUCUGUCAUUUCUUGGUUGCACUGAAAAUACCGCCCAGCCCGACGGUUUCCCGUGCUUUCCCUCGCCCUCCGGCUUCUCUCCCGCACCUCUCUCCUCUCCCCUCGCCCUCCCUCCCUCUUACUCACACGCCCAAGUCCGCGUGAGUUUUGGAAGCCCCGGGCCUCCCGCCCCAUCUCCGGUGAGAGGCCACCAUCCCCCAAGCCUGCCGGUUUGCAGAGCUUCCGCGGGAGCCGGGUGCUCGGGUGUGGCGGUGACGGGCGGGGAGGAGGAAAUCGAACCUUUUCUAGUGAGUCCUAUUAUAGUUAACAGUCGGUUGCACACUUUUUUUAAAAAAAAGUAAACGAAUUUGCCACGAUUAAAUGUCAUAACAUUUAUGACAGGAUAUAAAAUAUUAACAUAUUUUAAGCCAAGUUUUAGGUGUAUUUUUUGAAUCUUGGUUAUAAACCCAAUUUUAAAGGGCGUUGUAUCCAGCGUUGUGAAGGCAACUGUACCCAUAUUUAUAUUUUUAUAAAAUACCUAUAAGACUGUGAAUCUCUUGUGCUAAUUGCCGAGUAAGUUGGGCCGCUUUGCCCCUCUUCAGCCUCCUGGAGCUUCAAGGACCCGAUUCGAAUCCAAAAAUCCUGCCACGGGGGAGGGGCCGCCGGGAGGGGCCGCGCGAGGACCUGGGACGGAGGCGGGGCUUCUGCGUCACGUUCUGUCCCGAAAGGCGCCCUUCCUGGUCUCCGAGGUUCCAAUUUUCUAUGCAACCCCACACCCCUUGUUGUUUUGAUCCUGAGAAAUAAAAGGGAGGCUGAAUUAUUCAAAUUUAAAUGAGGCUUCCCCAGGGUAGAAGUGCUGCUGACCCUUCGUGCAAAAAUGGGGAGCACUUGAGGACACAGGUGGGUGGAGGCCCUUUGUGCGUGGCUGGUCAGAUUUGGGCCGUCAUCUGUGGCUUUUUAUAAAACCUUGUGUGAGAAGAAUAUAUUGAUAAUGUCAGUGAAACAAGCAGACAUUGAAACUGAGGCACAGAUUACUCCAAAAGGAGUUUUUCUGUAUAUUUUUUCUAGAUGCAAAUACCUUUUUAAUUAUGUUAAUUAACGUUAAGACUUCCUAGGCUUACGUGGAAGCCGUGCAUGGGUCCUGGUGUGAUCACGUCUAACUGGAUGAAGGCUGCAGCACGUCCUGAGUGUACGAUAGAGACUUGUAGCCCAGCGUGAAAAAUUUAUAAAUAAAUUUUUCAUUGAUCUUUUUAUAUAUAACGAAA
Molecule: messenger RNA, 2502 nt
Organism: Sus scrofa (pig)
Lineage: Eukaryota; Metazoa; Chordata; Mammalia; Artiodactyla; Suidae
Gene: NRARP
Product: NOTCH regulated ankyrin repeat protein
Cellular component (GO): cytoplasm
Molecular function (GO): enzyme inhibitor activity; protein binding; phosphatase regulator activity
Source: RefSeq, a predicted model, not a curated record